Molossus molossus (Pallas's mastiff bat) is the source of this 4621-nucleotide messenger RNA. Its product is annotated as KIAA1614 ortholog. Lineage: Eukaryota; Metazoa; Chordata; Mammalia; Chiroptera; Molossidae. Gene Ontology annotation, biological process: regulation of cellular localization; establishment or maintenance of cell polarity; centrosome cycle. The record is from RefSeq and is a predicted model, not a curated record. Gene Ontology annotation, molecular function: protein kinase C binding. Gene Ontology annotation, cellular component: cell cortex; apical plasma membrane; nucleus. Bases 1 to 3627 code for a protein of 1208 amino acids. The transcript has 10 exons.
AUGGAGGGGACGGAGGAGGCGGAGGCCAGACCUGCCGGCGGCGGCCCUCAAGAGCCCAAAAUGGGGAGCAGAACAGCCAGAUCCAUGGAGGUGACCCCUGCUAUGGAGAGAAGUGGCAGAGAGCCACAACCCAAUAAGGGACAUCUCCCAGGACCCUGGCCGUGCCCUCAAGAAGACAGAGCACCCAACCUGAUGAUCCCCCACCCUCCUGGGGCACGGGGCAUACAGCUCCAAGGACCCUCCGUGCUGGAGUCCAAGGUCAGGGCCUUGAAGGAAAAUAUGACAACAAGCAAAGAGGGGGCAAGCCCCUGCCUCACUACCCAUGAGCGGCCAUCCCCCAAGAAACCCAAAUGCCGGCGAGUCAAGAUGGGAGGGGCCAGGGCUCUGUCAGCAGGGUCUCCCUCGCCAGAUGCCGGUGUGGUCCUCCAUGCUCAGAACCCAAAUGAAGGACUGCUGGACAACAGUGUCAACAAGGAGGAGCCUGCCAGAAACGGGGGCCCCACACCUCCAAGGCCGCCCGCUCCUGGGCUUGAGUGCUAUAAUGGGAGGAGCCAGUGGACUCCAGAAAUAGCAUGGACCCUGCCGGACCAUGACAGGGGUCUGCUGCCAGGGCCCAGCUCUUUGCAGAAGAGCCCCGUCCACAGAGUCACUCCAGGCCGAACUGGGGGCCCCAGACCUUGUAACAAAAUCACCCAUGUGCCCAACCUGAGGAAAGGAAGGUCAUGCCCCCUUCAGGAUGAUCUAGUCACAGGAGGAGACCUGGACAGCUUGUCUCUGACCUCGGAGGAGGACUUUGUCCCGAGGCCACCCCUUCUGGGGGGGCUCUGGAGAACUGGAGAUCUGGGGGCUCUGGGCACUGGGCGCAGUGCCCUGCCCUUGUCUGAGCAGGUGGAGAGGAACCGCCUUCUUCUGCAGGAGAUGCUCAAUGUUGGGGGUCAAGGUCACCCCAAGGUGGGAAUCCCCGCCUGGACUCCAUCCGGGGACAGAGCUAUACCAGAGCAACCCUCUGGGGACAUGGACUGGGACUCGGGCAUCUCCCUGCAGGACUCAGACCAGAACAGGACCUUUGGACCCAAGCCAGAGCCCGUGCUGAGGAGCCCCAGGCACGAGGAAGCCAAGCACCUGCUGCAGCGUGCCCGCAUGAAGGCCAGGACCCGGCCCCUCCGUGCCAGCCAUGAUAUCAUGCCCACCAUUGACCAGGGCGGCCGGGAUGGCGGGAGGAGCCCCGCCCUGGACGGGAGGAUGCCCUUUGCCUGCAGAGACAACCUGCAGGGCGGGAGCACAAGUGACUCCUCCAGUGGGGAGUCCAGCAGCGGGCAGUGGCCGAAGCGCGGCUCCUCCCCGUCCCGCGUCCGCUUUGAGGACGAGUCGGCCCGCGACGCCGAGUCCCGCUACCUGGACCGGCUGCAGCAGCGCCAGGUGCUGAGCUCCGUGCUGCAGGUGGCGGACCAGGGCCCCUUGCGCUCCAAGCCCCACCUUGCCGACUACAUCGCGGGGGGCCUCCAGCGCAGGGAAGCCGGCGAAGCGGCUCUGCACAAGCUCCUGGGCCACCCGGACCCAAGGGCCUUCUCCGCACCGCCGCCCACACGGGGCAGCGAGAGGAUGUGCCCAGCCUGCGGGAGCUGCAUCGAGGACCCCCGCCCUGCCCUGGGGAAGACAGCUCUGGACCCCGGGGUCCUCCGGGAAAGGGAGGCUGCCUCUGGGCUGGAGGGGGUGCUGGCAGAACCCCUUAGCUCUCGGGGCCUGAGCGCCCCCUUCAGGCCCCUCCCCACCGAACAGAGGCUCCGCACCGAGCUAAUCCGGGAGACACACAUCGGAGACUCUGUGCGCCGGGAGGAGGUGGACUCCGCCCUGGACAGCACCGACACCUCGGACAGCUGCAGGACCGACAGCGAGGAGGCUGGGGCCUCUCAGCCCAGCAGGGCCCGCGGCAGCAGCCCCCGGCUGCGGGGCUCCAGGCCGCGUGGGGGCCACAGGUGGUUCCGGAAGGUGGAAAGGGAGCUGUCGGGGAGCCCUCCGACCCCGCCUGGGGUUGAUCUGCUGGAGGUUUCAGAUGAGGUGAAAGAAGGCAGAGGACACACGCGUGAGGGGACUUUGUUCCCCCCAGGAGACCCUUUCUCCCAGCCUUGUGUGCAGGCCUCGGAGAGGGCCUCCCUGGCGCCCCAGGGGCAGCCGCAACCAGGACUGGGAAAUCACUGGGCCCCCCCUGUGGACUCCUGGGCUCUGUGUGGGAAAACCUGUGCCAAGGCCUCGUUCAGAAAGCUGGCAUCCCCGGGGCCAGGCAGACAAGACCAGGUUCUAGAAAGCCACAAGUCUCUGGAAACUGCCCCCCAGCAACAGAGUCAUGCAGAGCCUUCUGCCCCACACCAGGCCCCGAAAUUAACUGCUUCCCUUUCCCCAGAAGGCUGGCUGCCAACUCCUCCUUCUUCCAGGAAAAGCACUUCACCUGGGUCUCACAGGAAGGCACCCCGCAGGCCAGGUGACCAGGGAGAGCCCGUGGACACUCCCCUGCCUUCUUCCGCAAGUGUAGUUCCCAGGACCUGUGAGCUCAUGCCCCCACCAACCCAGCCCUGCAGCCAAGUCAGGCAUCCACUGCUGGCCCUCUCCACCAACAACUGCAACAGCGGCGUGCCUGGGGGGCUGCAGGAGUCCCGGGGAAGCACCAUCCUCGAGGGCAGGGUGGAGAAGGAUGCCAGCAGCCGGGAGCCCGAGGCACCCCUGGAGAACUGCAGAGAUGGUGUUAGCACCCUCAGCUCCAUGGGCGUCACCUUCUCCCUGGCUUUAGAGGAGCCGGAGUCCAGCCAGGAACCAGAGGGAGUCCUGCAGAGGACAGAGUCCGGUUCCGAAGGGCAUGUAUCAUCUCGAGCCCUACGGGGGGUCAGUGCAGGAGCCGGCCCGCCCUCAGCUGCCCCUCCUGACAGGAACAAGAAAACCAGCGGCAGCACCACCACCCUGGGGCUGAAAAAGUUCUUCCUGGCCCUGGGCCAGGGCACACGGCCCAAGCUGGGCAAGUCCCGCAGCUACAGUGUGGAACAGCUGCAGCCCCCUGCGCCUGGCCCGGCUUCACACGCCAGCACCCCCAAAGUGAAGAGGGCCCCAUCGUUACAAUCCCUGCAUCUGGUGUCACCCUCUCACCAACAUCAGAAAGCUGCCUCCUUUCAGAACCUCCAUUCUCUGCUGAGUGGCAAGGUGGACCGGUCCAGCCUGUACCUGGUCGGGGAGCCAGGGGACCACAGUGAAUCUGGCAGGUUCGCCAAGGCCCCUCCCCGGCGUGCACUCAGUGUGGAGGAUGUGGGGGCCCCCAGCCUGGUGCGCACAGUGGGCCGCGUGGUGGAAGUGUUCCCAGAUGGCACAAGCCAGCUCCAGCUGCAACGCUCCCCAGAGGGCACUUUUGGCUUCUGUGUGGCGUCCGGGAGUGGGCGCCGGGACUCAGGCUUCUACGUGCAGGAGAUGGCUGAUGCGCCCACGGCCAAGCUGUACUCGGGGCUGCUGGGGGUGGGCGAUGAGAUCCUCGAGGUGAACGGGGCCAAAGUCGCAGGGCUGGGAUUGGCUCACGUUAAGGAGCUCCUGGCCCACGCAGAGAGCUUGUCACUCCGUGUGCUGAGGCAGAGGCCUGUCCCACGGUGAUUCAGAGGUGCUUUGGUCCUCACUGUCACCCCCUCGGAAGCCAGGAGGCACCCCAGUGGGGGGUGACGGGAAGGCACUUCACGAAGCUGCUUGGAAGAGAAGGGUGGUGUGGAAUGCCCUGGGCCAUGGCCAGGCUUCUGUGAUUGACCACGCUAGGGAGAGGGAAGGAGCCUAUUUGUAUAUUUAAGGAUGUAAUUUAUGCAAAACAAGGAAACGAAAAUAUGGCUGCCUCUGCCUGAGGUGGGGUCGACGGCUUCCUGCACCUUUGUCGGCAGAGGGAGGAGAAAGUCAUCGAAUCGUUCCGUUGGUCCCUGAGCACUGUCUCAGCUCCAGGUCCCAUCCCACUCCUUGUGAGGGGUCCCUGCGGCUUCCAACACUCCAGAACCAAAGAGGCUGAGCUACACUGGCCUGCAGCCUGCGUUUUCAGUCUUGCUUCUCCUAGCUCCCAUUCCACACCUUCGUUCUUUUUUCAGAAAGGGCCAAAGUGUCCUAGGGUAACACUCUUGCAGACAUUGACCAACAUUUGGAACAUGUAUCUGGUGUGGGAACAUCUAGGAAAUGUGAUCUGGUAGCCAGAAUAUUAAGAAUGUUUUGUGAUAUAUAAGACUGAAGGGGAAAAAAAGAAACUGAGGCCGAAUUCAGGGAAGUGCAGCUGUAGCCCACGAGACUGGCCUGAUCAGCCCUGUCCCACCACCCUGCCCUCUGCGUCUCCCAGAGCAAGGCUGGAGCUACCAGGGCCUGGCCCAGAGGGCCUCUGUCUUCUUCUGUUGCACUUGGACACUGGCUGCAGCUGGUGCCAGAAUCCCCGGCCACACGCUCUCUGCGCAAACUCCCUGACCGCAGCUGUAGGUCAGCCAGCAGAGGGAUGGCAAAGCACAGGCCAGGGGGGUGGCCUGUCCCACCUGGUCGCUUCCCUCCUCGAGGCCUGAACACCACCCAAAGAGUUAGGACUCUGCGAAUGGAUGACCAUGUGUCUGUUUUAACUUAUUAAAAA